AUGUGCUUGUUUGGUAAAGCUUACCAAGCAAAACGUCUUGUAGGCACUAUGGCAACCGUGUUGGAUGGUCUCGUUUCGAGCGCAUUGCAUAAGUUGGCUAAGCUUGUCGAGGAUGAGGUUAUGAUGACACUAUGUGUGGGAAGGGAUAUCAAGAAGCUGCAGCACAACCUGGAAGCCUUCAGGGCAGUUCGGCAGGAUGCCGAAGCAAUGGCCAUGAGAGACAAAAGGGUCAGAUUAUGGUGGAAGCGUGUCAGUGAUGUUAUGUUCAAUGUUGAUGAUGUCAUAGAUCUCUUUAUGGCUAAUUCAUACAUGCGACCAAGAGCAUUGCCAUGUAGUUCCAUGUUCUCUUGUUUUGCAAAGCUUUUACUUGAUCACAGGGUUGCUACAAGAAUCAAGGACAUAAACACAGAGCUUGGUGAGAUUAGAGGAGCAUCAGAGAUGUAUAACAAUGUCGGGCACAUAUCUCAACAGACCCAGAUAACAGCUGUGGAUACAAGCCACACAAUUCCUAUAGUUGGACCAGGGAUUGUUGGAACAGGUAUCACACGUGAUGUUGAUUCCAUGGUACAAGCUAUUGCCAGUAGGUGCCCCAAUAAUGAUCCAAGUGUUUUCGGCAUUGAAGGGAUGGGAGGCAUCGGCAAGACAACAUUAGCAAAGAAGAUAUAUUGGGAGGAGUGGAUAAGGAAAGAAUUCCAGAUCCAUAUAUGGUUAGGCAUUUCUGAGACCUAUGACAUGACUGGAUUGCUAAAGCAGGCAAUAAGAAUGGCUGGAGGAAACUGUGAUCAGAGAGAGACUGAGGCGGAGCUUCUGCUAUGUCUAAAAGACACUAUCCAAGGAAAGAGUGUUUUUCUUGUAUUGGAUAAUGUGUUUAGAGCUGAUGUUUGGAUCAGGCGUCUUCAGUUAGCUUUCGAGGGAGCCUUGAAUAAUGUCUGCGUCCUUGUCACCACAAGAAGCCAUGAUGUUUUGCUAGCAAUGGGUACAACACAUAUCCACUCCGUAAGCAGAAUGAGUGAGGAUGAUGGCCUGAUGCUGCUUAUGAAGAAUUCCUUCCAAUGGCCCGGUAGGCCCGGUAGGACAUUCCAGGAGUUGGGGCGUCAAAUUGUAAGAAGAUGUGAUGGGCUUCCUCUUGCAAUCAAGGCUGUUGCAGGUACCCUGUCUACCAGAAAAACAGAGGACGAAUGGAAGAAGAUCCGAGAUUGCCAGUGGUCUAUUGAGGGGCUCCCCGAGGGAGUAGGAGGUGCACUGUAUGUAAGUUACAGAAACCUGGCCGAUGAACUGAAGCAGUGCUUUCUCUGGUGUGCUUUGUUGCCUCAAAGUUUUGAGAUAAGGCGUGAUGCUGUCGCUUACUGGUGGGUUGCCGAAGGUUUUGUGAGGAAAGAGCAUGGGUGCUCGGUACAUCAGACUGCUGAAGGGUACUACUAUGAACUAGUUAGGAGGAAUCUUCUGCAGCCAACAAUGGAUUCCGUGGACCUAGCUGUGUCAACUAUGCAUGAUGUAUUGAGGUCACUUGGGCAACAUCUGACAAAGGAUCACUCCUUAUUCAUGAAUGUGCAAGAAGAUUACUCCAGAUUUAUGGAUGUGGAAAAUAACGGCGCCGUACCAAAAUUACGUCGCUUGGGGAUCAGCAGUGCCAUAGAAGAAUUACCCGCUAUAGAAGAGCACAAGUCCUUGAGGACCCUCCUAAUUUUCGAUAACAAGAAGUUCAGCUCUUUUCAUAAUGACACUUUCAAAAAGCUCCAGCAUGUCCGUGUAUUGGUUCUCCGUGGAACAAGCAUCGAAAACAUACCAGAGUCACUCGGGAACAUGGUGCUACUCAGGUUGCUAGACCUGAGCUAUACGGAAAUUGAAAAACUUCCAGAGUCCAUAGGGAACCUCAUCAGCCUUGAAUACCUCCGUUUGCUUGGUUGCCCCAAGUUGCAUAGCUUACCUCAUGGUUUGAUGCGGCUGUCAAACAUAAGCUUUCUUGAGCUAGACCAGCUUGCACUUCAUGAUAUUCCAAAAGGGAUUGCAAGGUUUAAGCAUCUCUACAACCUUAGAGGUGUUUUUGAGACCAAGACAGGGUUCAGAUUGGAUGAAUUGCAAGACCUCCCCAAUAUCCAACGUCUGUGGGUUGAUAAGCUUGAGAAAGCUACACCAGAGGGUGAACUUGUACUGAAGAACAGCAGUAAUCUCAGAGAACUAGGACUCCAAUGCACUAGUACUCGAUAUGAAGCCAAUGAGCUUGAGAGAAUCCAGCAAGUGUAUGAUCGGCUUAUUCCAUCACCAAGCCUGGUAUAUCUUUUCUUUGUUGCAUUCCCGUGCACAAUGUUCCCAAAGUGGUUACGUACGGAACCGGAGCUUAAUAUGCCAAUUUUACACAUACUGCACCUCAACGAGAGCAUACCAUGCACAGAUCUUCCACCAGCAGGCCAGAUACCAGAAUUGCUAGAGCUUAAGAUUCAAGGUGCUGAUGAAGUUGUGUCUAUUGGCACAGACCUCCUGGGGAAAGGUGUCCCAAGUGCAGCGGCUUUUUUCCCCAAGCUCGAACUGCUACUAAUCAUUCGCAUGUACAAUUUGGAAAAAUGGUACCUCAACCCAAGAGAUCAACAGCUCUCUCUGAUGCCUUGCCUCCAGCGGCUGCUGCUUCUUGAUUGCCCCAAACUGACUGCUCUCCCUCCAGACUUGUCCAAGAUGGUUAGCCUGAAGAGAAUCCACAUUGAAGGUGCUCAUGAGCUGAAAGAAGUUGUCAACCUUCCUGCAGUUGCGUGGCUCAAGCUGAAGAACAACAAAAGUUUAACGACCAUCUCCAAUCUCUGUAAGCUGCAGGACCUAUUUGCGCAGGACUGCCCAAUGCUGGAUCGGGCAGAGAACCUGUGCUUGCUGAAACACGUGUACAUGAUAGACUGCCCGCACGCCCUAGAAUUCAGGAAUUGUCUACCGGGAGAUGGCGUCCUAUUCCAUGUUGCAACAGAUGGCCACAAUAUCUUCCCGGAUGAAGCUCUAUAA
Molecule: messenger RNA, 2985 nt
Organism: Triticum turgidum subsp. durum (durum wheat)
Lineage: Eukaryota; Viridiplantae; Streptophyta; Magnoliopsida; Poales; Poaceae
Source: the annotation of a GenBank genome assembly